Molecule: messenger RNA, 5233 nt
Organism: Pocillopora damicornis (cauliflower coral)
Lineage: Eukaryota; Metazoa; Cnidaria; Anthozoa; Scleractinia; Pocilloporidae
Source: RefSeq, a predicted model, not a curated record
GGUCUCUCUACAAUCAAUAAAGAGCUGGCAAUACAAUUAGCCAAACAUCCCAACUUGGACAUCAGUGUGUAUCUUCCCCAGUGCAGUGCGAAGGACAAGAGUGAUGCAAGUGGUCAUAAUGUUCACCUGAUGGAAGCAGAAGAAAUUCCAGGAUAUGAUCCAAUUGAUUGGCUGUCUGUUAUACCAGAAAAUCAUGCCAUUGAUAUUAUCAUAGGUCAUGGAGUACGUCUUGGUAGACAAAUAUCUAUCAUAAAGAAACAGCAUGCCUGUGGUUGGAUACAAACUGUCCACACAGCCCCAGAAGAGCUUGGCAAGUAUAAGACCUAUGCCAAUGCAAUCUCAAAAGGUGGGAAGAAGCAUCAAGUGGAAGUAAAACUUUGCGAGAGGGCUGAUCAAGUUCUUGCAGUUGGGCCCAAGUUGGCAGAAGCCUACAGGCGUUACUUGCGUUCCAGCCAGAAAGAUCAAGCUACUCUGGAUCUCACACCUAGUAUUUUCUCUCAAUUCUCCCAUGUCAAACAAGCCAGUAAAGGUGGGAAUACAUUUGGUGUUCUAGUGUUUGGACGUGGAGACAGUGAAGAUUUUCAUCUGAAAGGCUAUGACAUAGCAGUUCAAGCAGUUACAAGGUUGAAGGAAUCGUCAUACCAUCUCAUGUUUGUUGGUGCUCCUGCUGGAAAAGAAGAUGAAGUUACAAAAGAAUUAGAGAAAUAUAGAAUUUCCCGCCAGCAACUAACUGUUCGGUGCUUUGAUGAAAGUAGAGAAUUCCUUGCCAAUUUAUUUUGUGAGAUGGAUUUGGUGCUAAUGCCUUCAAGAACCGAGGGAUUUGGAUUGACAGCCCUAGAAGCCAUGUCUGGUGGCUUGCCAAUACUUGUAAGUGGUAACUCUGGAUUUGGGGAAGCGCUCAAGCAAGUGCCAUUUGGCAACCAAUUUGUCGUGGAUUCAGAUGAUCCUGAUAGGUGGGCAGAGGCGAUUAAGGCUGUUCGAAAGAAAGAUAGGAACUUAAGAUUGGAAGAGGCCAAACACCUUCAAAAAAUGUAUGCCAGCAAAUUCACCUGGAAGGAACAGUGUGAUUCACUUUAUGAAGCAAUGUGCACUAUCAUGUCAAGAUCCACAGCUGAUUUAGAUUCUACCACAAUCCCAAGAAGUCAGUUAACCUUGGUAAACCCUAAUCAGGCUGAUCAGGGUGCUAGACAUUUGGCUCACAAUCCUGAAGAUCCAUCAGUGAAACAGCCUUCUAGGAAGCGUAAACGGUCCAUCUCUUCUGGUGCUCAAGCUCCUAAGCAAUUUAGAUUGGUGUUGGAUGACAAAGGAGAUCACAUUACCUUGGUGGUUAAAAGACUCCAAGCUGAAUACAAAAGGAGGUCUUUGGUGAAGCCAUUACCCUGGAACAAUACCCUUCAACUGCAACUUGAUGACACUUACACCAGAUUGAAAUUUCUCUCUCGAAGAAAACGUGACUUCAUAUUGGAAAAUCUCGCCAUUGACACAGAUGAAAUUUUUGAGUUUGACAAAGGGGAGGAUAGCAUGGUUUUAAUUGAGGGAAGUCCAGGAAUCGGGAAAACAACAUUUUGUCUUUACCUUGCUAAUGACUGGGCCAGAAAAAGAUUUGCAGAAAACAGUCAAUUGAAUAGCAAAUUUGAGUUAGUUCUUCUUUUGAAGUGCCGGGAUUUUGAAGGAGAUGUCAUGGAAGCCAUCUGUAAUCAACUUCUUCCUGAAGAUUGUGAUGAGAAAAUUAGGAAUAAUCUUGUGGAUUUCCUAAAAGACUUUCACAACCAAGAAAAAGUGUUGCUAAUUUUGGAUGGUUUGGAUGAAUUGCCCACAAGGUCUAAAUGCCAUGUAGCUAAAUUACUUCAUAGACAGAUUCUCCCAUUUUGUUUUGUGUUGGUGACAUGCCGACAAGAAAGAGGAAUUUCAGCUCGAAAGGAGUUUCAAUUUGAAAGUCAUUUGCAAAUUGAAGGGUUCACAGACAAAGCUGCCACUGACUUUGUCAUAAGGUAUUUUGAAAACAUUUCCCCUGCAAAUGGCCAGAAACUUACAGCAGAAAUUAAGGAAAAUUCUCUCCUUCAAGCCCUUCUAAACAACCCUUUAAAUUUGCUUCUUCUGUGUGUUGUGUUUGAGGACUCUCAAGGAAAACUUCCUUCUUCCCGGACUGAACUUUAUCAGAUUAUUGUCUGUUGUCUCUUGAGGAGAUAUUGUGCUAAGCACGAUUUGAUGUCUCAUCCUGAUGACAGAAUACUGCAGAAGCAGUUUGAAGAGAGCACACUUGCUUUGGGAGAGCUAGCGUGGAAGUGUCUUCUCCAAGAUCGCCACAGUUUCUCUGAAGAAGAGUUAGCAAGCCUUGAAAAGAGAACGGAUGGUUUAGUUGCCCGUUACAUCGGUCUUGUAUUCAAGGAAGCAAGUGUGAAGAAGAUUAAUCCCAGUGAUGAAUAUUAUUUUCUUCAUAAAACUUUCCAGGAGUUUUUAGCUGCAUCAUAUCUUGCACAUAGUCUGCAGAAAGGUGACAUUAACAUAUUCAAAGACUUUGCGCUGGGGUUCCUUGACAUUGUAACAAAAUAUCGGCAGGUGUUUCUGUUUGCAGUUGGGAUACUAGAGCAAAAUGAUGUUUUGUUCAGACAAGUUGGAGAAGAACUUUUACAAGACUAUGAUGAGUGGAACUGGCUUCAGUGCUCAGAAGAAGAGGCAACAUUCUUUACUGAAUGCCUCAAGGAAAGUGGAAACCCAGAGGACAUGGCAUGUACUCUCUUUUCAUUAAUUCCUCUUCCACAAGAUAUAGAGAUCAUUCACAACGUUCAUCAUUAUUCUGAAAACUUUGUGCCUAUUUUGAAAGUUUGCCAAGCAUUUCCACAACUAAAACAACCAAUCAACCUUUUCAUAGCCGAUGCCAAUUUUCUUGAGGAUUGUGAGGUGAAGACUAUUACAGAUGUCCUGGAAUCUUCUUGUCACCUUGAGAAUCUUGAUUUUUCUGCUGGUGAAAUGACAAAGGCACUAGCAGAUGCCUUAUUUGAAGGAGUGUCCUCCAGCCCAUCCUUAACACAUCUUUCUCUCAAUGUAUCACAUAGCAUGGCUCCCAAUCAAGCUUACACUAUUGGCAAGGCAUUGGCUGCAAGCAAGAAUUUGAGAACAGUAGCAAUGGCAAUUGGCAGUGAUUGGGAUGAGACUUGGGCAGGUGCUCUCGAACAAGGAUUAACAGCAGGAACACAUUUAAAUGGUGUCAUCCUCACCAUCCAUGGAACAAUGAGUCAAUCAACUUUACAAGCGCUAAAACACUUGUUUACCAACAAAUCUUUGACCUCUCUUUCCAUUAUCAUAGCAGGAGAUAUGCAUGAUUCUGUAGCCUCCGCUAUUUAUGAAGGUCUAAGUAGAGCAAGUUGUUUGGAAUCAUUUCAGCUUCUUAUUCUUGGAAAUUUGAGUUACUCUGGUGCAAUUUCCCUUGAGAAGGCUUGUUCUCAAAAUCAGUCCUUGAAGACAUUGGAAGUGAUUGUUCGUGGAGAGGUCCCUGAGAACUGGUCCACCAUUGUCCACAGAUUAAUGCCAUCUGAGACAACAUCAAUGUCAUGUGAUUUUCAACCUAGUAUCUGCCACAAAGUAACAGAGACACAGAUAAAUCAUCUUGGUGAUCACAUUUUUCCAAGUGGUAGAUUCUUGUCUGGACAGUCCUUAACUUUGACCCUCUGGGGUGGACUUACUUGCAGUGGAGCAAAAGCCCUUGGUAAAGUAAUCAGAAGUUCUCUGAUAUCCAGUUUGACUCUUAAUGUCCAUGGCAAAUUGGACAAUGGUGUUUUGCACUGUCUUGCUGAAUACCAGAAAGAUACAAAGACACUAUCUUCUCUCAAAGUCAACUUUUGUUGUUAUCUCUCUGAAGAGGAAAAGUCUGUUUUUCAUGAUUUACCAAGCAAUGGUCAAGAAUUUCCUGUUGUCUUGAAUUUCCUCCAAGAGGAAUCUACAAGUAUUUCUGAAUCUGCUGACUCCUACCAGGUGAAAUCAAGAUCUGAAACAUGCAAGGUUAAUCUAGCAUCCAGCAGCGCAAGUGAAGACUCAGCGCUCUUGGAAAGACUGCAGGAUGGUUUGCAAACCACUGUGCCAUUGGCGACACUGAGCAUCAGCAUAGAUAUUGAUGCCAGCCAUAGUGGAAACUCGGCUACUGGCUUGGCUACUGUCUUGGCUAGUGGCUUGGCUGAGAACACUUCAGUCACAACUUUCAAUCUCACUUUAAACAACUAUGAUGACAUGGGGGGUGAUUGGGGAUGUUGUCUAGGUGAAGCCAUAGAAAGAAACACCUCAGUGACCACAUUAAAGCUCACAUUCAACAACUAUGCUGAUAUGAGUGGUGACUGGGCCCAAGGUCUAGCUGAUGGUUUAGCCAAAAACACAUCAGUAACUACACACCAUCUUGCAAUCAAUGAUUUUGGCAACACAAGUGGAGAAUGGGCAUACACCCUUGGCGAUGCUUAUGCUAAAAACACAAACUUCACUUCACUUCAUCUGAAGAUCAACAACCAUAGUUUAGACAGUGACAACUGGCUUAAAGGUUUGUGUAGUGGUUUGUCAAGAAGUAAUUCCAUAUCCAAGCUUCAUUUGUACUUGAAUGGUCAAGAUGUGUUUCUAAAGAAUGGAAGCCUGAGAGAAAAUCUUGGCAAUUGGUUAUCAAAAACUUCAUCAAAAACAUCACUUCAACUGAUGAUAACCUUGUUUGGAGAAUGUUUAGAUUUCUCAAAGGAGCAGUUCCCUGAAUCAGAUGUGCAGCAGCAGACAAAGGAAAUCCAUUAAUCAUGGGUUCCCCUCUCAGAACUAAACCUUCCCAGAUGAGAAGACCUUGGUUAACAUUUGUUCAGUUUACUGAUAGAAACUGGUGAUAAACACUCAUCUUACUAUAAGUAAGGUAAAACUCUUGGGCAGUUUCAGCUGUAAAUAAUGAUCUAAAAUGUGUAUCCACAAAUUGAGUUUCACAAUCAGAGUUAAAGAAUUUGGUUGCCCUUUUUUUUGCCCAAUUCUGCUCAACCCCACCUGCAGACAGUGUUGAAUGAACAAGUUUGCCACAGAAGUUUGCAGUCUAAUAACAUCCAUUGUCAAAAGGGGGAUGCAGGAAUUUUUUAGGUCUCAUGUUCAAAUUUUCUUGAGCAAAAUUUAGAAAAAUGUGAAGCCAAAUUGUUACUUGCUGGCCAGACACAAAAGUUGGCCUUUUUUGGUUUUUGUAGUGUAAAAAAACAAGCAGGGUAAAGGGUAACCUAUGGUUAUU